Messenger RNA from Sporisorium graminicola, 717 nucleotides. RefSeq lists its product as uncharacterized. The transcript is spliced from 2 exons. The record is from RefSeq and is a predicted model, not a curated record. Lineage: Eukaryota; Fungi; Basidiomycota; Ustilaginomycetes; Ustilaginales; Ustilaginaceae. Gene Ontology annotation, cellular component: precatalytic spliceosome. Gene Ontology annotation, biological process: RNA splicing. The coding region runs from base 1 to 717 and encodes 238 amino acids.
AUGAGCGGAAGACGCAGAUCACCGCCUCCUCCACCGCGGCCGUACUCAGACGACACGAGCAGGAGCGGGUACAGAGACGAUCGAGGUGGAUCCUCCUCGUCGCAGGGUUACCGCAGACGUCGCACCCCGAGUCCGGGCUAUUCGAGGCCAUCAUCAUCCAGGCAUGAAACGGAUCGACGCGAGAGGAGACGUGAUGAAGGGAGUGAUUGGAGGAGCGAGCGCAAGGAUCGGGACCGGGAUGAGUACAGGUCCAGAGACAGAGACAGCGAGAGAGAGGAUCGAUACCGCGAACGCCCCGCACUUCCCUCUCGGCCCAGGCCGACGGGACGUGAUCGAGACGCGCCUGUUCCGCCGCGUUCUGACCAUCCACACGCGGGCUCGCGGUCGCGAUACACGGGCGAUGCGCCGGAAAGCAGACGGAGGAGCCGAAGCCGAUCGCCUCCCGGAGCUGCGACACGACAAGACCGCAAAUCUCCGCCGGCAGCGCCGUCAUCGACAUCGCCAGGAUCAGAAGACGGCGAAGCAGCAGAAGACGGAGAGGCCGAAGAGGAAGACCCGAUGGCAGCCAUGAUGGGCUUCGGCGGAUUUGGCACUACCAAAGGCAAGAAGGUUUCGGGCAACUCUGCCGGCGCAGCUGAGGUAAAAAAGGAACGCACUUGGCGACAGUACAUGAAUAGAAAGGGAGGCUUCAAUCGACCGCUCGAUAAGAUCAAAUGA